Rosa rugosa (rugosa rose) is the source of this 810-nucleotide messenger RNA. RefSeq lists its product as uncharacterized. Bases 1 to 810 code for a protein of 269 amino acids. Lineage: Eukaryota; Viridiplantae; Streptophyta; Magnoliopsida; Rosales; Rosaceae. The record is from RefSeq and is a predicted model, not a curated record. The transcript has a single exon.
AUGGGAGACGAUAAUACCAACAACACUGAUUUUCAAUUUCAACCAGACCCCUACUUAGACGAAGAAGCCGAGGAGGCACUUUCUCUCUGCGACCUUCCACUGGACACCGAAGCUGAAGAGUUCCACGAUUUGUCGUCCAAGUUCCUAAACGCUCGCUGCUCUUCCUCCGAAUUCUUCGAGUUCUUCAGUGACCACAGCUCCGAUAGCUUCAUGUGUUCUGCCGAAGACAUCAUCGUCUGUGGCAAACUCAUACCCUUCAAAGAGAACACACCCACUCCUCAAGCUCCAAAGCCUUCUUCGAAUCCCAAGCAUGAUCAUCAGAAGAAACAGACAGCUUUUCGACGACGGUCCGAAUCACUGUCCGGGAUACAAAGCACCGUCACGAGAUCAAGCAGCACCAAGAACAAGAUCAUGAUGACCAACAGCCGGUCGUUGGAUUACAGGAAACUUCACCGCCAAAGCUCGAUGGUUUCACCGGUGCCUGAGAUGGAGCGAAACUCUUCAGUAAGGAGUGUGGGAUCUUCAAAGUCCGAUAAGAAGAGUACUAGUAGUGGUAAGCCAAAAUGGUCAUUUCUUUUGUUUGGAAUUGUCAAAUUUCCGGCGGAGAUGGAUCUCAGAGACAUCAAGAGCCGGCAGGUCAGGAAAAACCCGUCUACCACUCUGUUUCCCGAUACUUCCGUCGGGAAGUGUCCGUCGGUCAGUCGGAGCAACUCCGGUACCAAGGGCUCUUGGAAGCUGCUCAGGGCAUUGAGCUGCAAGGAUCAUGCGAGUGUUUCUGUAACGACGUCGUACUACGUGUCGCAAGUAUGA